AUUAAUCAUAUGUUGCACAAGAAUAAUUACCAGUUGGUAUAACACGGAACUUUUACAAUUGAAACCUGGGAGUUACAAAAUGAAUCGUUUAUCAAAAUAUUCAUGAUACAAACAAAAAAAUAAAUAGUUACCCUUAUCUUAAUCUGCAAAAAAAAAAAACAUAUUAAAAAAAAAGACAUAAAUAUGGUGCAAACGAUGACAUAAGAGAUGCACAGAAACCAUCCAAUGAUUUAACUGUAUCUUACGCUAACCCUAAAGCCACGUGGCGAAUUACCACUCCUUCACAUUUGCCCCGAAUGAUAAUCUUUUCGGCUCACCGGAGAGAGACACACAGAAAGACUAUAGAGAAAGAGAGAGAAAGAAAGAAAGAAAAGAGUGAGAGAGAGUGUUUGAUAAGAGAGAGAAAGAUAAAAAUGGAUCAAGAUGAGUGGUUGGGAACGCUAAGAUACGCGCAGGAUAAAGUUUCCGUUGACUCUCUCAUGCUCCGGUACCGUCCCAUCGCUCCAAAGCCGGCGACUGGUCAGUCAUGUGGUGUAGGAGAUAAUAACAACAACAACUUAUACGGUAUGAGCAAACGAACCAAACGAAAGUACGUUAGGGUUUCGAAGAAUAAUAAAGGCACGUGUCGAGGUAAGAGCAGAUCUGACUUGUCUGAUAAUCGGGAACAAACUGAAGUCGUGACGUUGCAACUCUUGCCGGAAAAAUCAGAUAUUUCCGGUGAGUACUCGCCGUUGGAUCAGGAUAGUCUCGAUCCCUCGGUGAAAACGAUAAUCGGAGAGGAAACACAAGAAACCAACAUGUGGGGUACGUUUAACGGCGGCGUCACGGCGGAUAUGGAGACGUGGGUUACGGUGGAGUCUGUCACAAACGUUUGUGAUGGUAUUUUGAGUUCCCAUGCGGUGGGGUUUACUGACGUUGAGAUCGUUGAUAAUCUUGGUAAGGACACGUGUCCAGCGUUCGUAUCUGAUGGUUCGAACCGUGUGGUGUGGGUCAACGAGGCUUACCGGAGGAAUGUUUCCGGUGAUGAUUCAACGUCGGUGUCCCCGGAUGUCGUGGUGUGGUUGGUGGCGGAGGAGGCAACGGCGGCGAUGCAUUGUAACUACCAAGCUUUCACGUGUAGGGUGAGGAUGCAAUACACGUGGAAGGAAACAAAGUAUACAAAAACGGUGCCGUGUGAUGUGUGGAAAAUGGAGUUUGGUGGCUUUGCAUGGAGGCUAGACACAACAGCUGCUCUGACUCUCUGGCUUUGAUGGUGAUUGCUGCAAGAAACAUGAGGGUAAGAUUACCAAGCUAUGUGAUUUUAGAGUGUGUCUAAUACACAAAACUUUAUAAUCACUUCAAGCAACUUUGUUUAGACUAUUAUAAGAUGCGUAAGAAGGAAACAAAUGAUGCUAAUGUUGGAAGAAGUGUGGAGAAGCUGGAAAGCUUAAAUAUAUACCGUAAUAAUGUCAUAUAUUUAUUGGCAAAGACUAAAUAAAAGAUGCCAUUGUAUGGUUUCGUACCAAUCUUGGCUUCUAUUUUUAUUUUA
This is a messenger RNA of Arabidopsis lyrata subsp. lyrata, 1528 nucleotides long. RefSeq lists its product as uncharacterized. The transcript has a single exon. The record is from RefSeq and is a predicted model, not a curated record. NCBI's taxonomy places the organism in Eukaryota, Viridiplantae, Streptophyta, Magnoliopsida, Brassicales, Brassicaceae. The coding region runs from base 297 to 1250 and encodes 317 amino acids.